AUGGACGUGUUUGCGGCAAUGGGCAUAGGCGGGUUUGGCAAGAAGACCAAGCAACGCCAACUGGACCCUAAGAGGUUCGAGAAGAACAAGCGAAGUGACAUGCUUCCAUCUUCCUCGGCACCAGUCAUAAAGGCAGAGGACGGUGCACCUCCCUUGGCUACCUCCUCCGUGCUUGCGGGGCCAAACUCGGAGGAACAGGACUCCGACUCUGAACCUGGCCCUGCUCCGCCGCCGCCUCAGACCAAGGAUGGCAACGAGGAGGAGGAGCCCGAGUUCGACAUGUCGGACGACGACCUCGACCAGCCACAUUUCCCCAUCUCGCACGAGCUUAUCCUCAAGGACCACACCAAGGUCGUGUCUGCGUUGACGAUGGAUCCGUCCGGUGCGCGGGUGCUGUCUGGCUCGCAUGACUACGAUUGCAAGCUGUGGGACUUCGGUGGAAUGGACUGGAGGUGUAAGCCAUUCAAGACUUGGGAACCUGCCGGCUCUUACUAUGUACAUGAUCUGAAGUUCUCGAAUGACGGCCGACAAUUCCUCGCAAUCUCGGGCACGACGCAAGCGAAGAUGUACGACCGUGAUGGAGAGGAGCUGGGCACCUAUGUCAAGGGCGAUCCCUAUAUCCGUGACAUGAAGAAUACGUCCGGCCACGUCGCCGAGCUCACGGCCUGUGCGUGGCAUCCGAGGGACCCGCAAACAUUCAUCACCAGCUCGCUUGACUCAACAAUCCGCAUCUGGGAUGUCGAGGACAAGCGGAAACAGAAGACAGUGAUUGUUGUCAAAUCGAAGGAGCGCGGUGCGCGCACAAAAGUGCAUGCAUGCGCGUAUUCUCCCGACGGCGGCUUGAUUGGCGGUGCGUGCAUGGAUGGGGCCCUGCAUAUGUGGCAAACGAAGUCCAACUUUGUGCGACCGAGCCUGAGCAUCGAGGGCGCCCAUACGAAGGGUACGGAGACGGGCUCGGUGGUAUUCUCAGUUGACGGGCGGACUGUGCUCACUCGCGGUGGCGACGACACGGUGAAGCUGUGGGACCUGCGCUCGUUCAAGAAACCACUGGUCACUCGCACGGGCCUGGCAACGCUAUAUCCGCAGACAAAUGCCAUCUUCAGUCCCGAUAACAAGUAUGUCGUCACAGGGGCAGGCGCGACCUCGAAGGGGGCCAGAGGUCAUCUGCUGUUCAUGCAGAAGGACACGCUCGAGACCGUCAAGGACCUCGAGGUUGAAUCGACACCAGUGAAAGUGUAUUGGCAUUCGAAGAUCAACCAGGUCCUCACAGGUCUAUCCAACGGCCAAAUAUGCGUGCUGUACUCGCCCGAUAUGUCCGCCAACGGUGCGAAGUUGCUCCUCAACAAGGGUCCUCCAAGGAAAGCGACCGUGGAAGACAUGUCGGACGCUGUGUCUGCUCCCACUAUCAUUACGCCGCAUGCUCUGCCCAUGUUCCGGGACAGCGAAAUCGGUCGCAGCACGAAGCGCAAGAGGGAGAAGGAGCGGAUGGAUCCUCAGAAGAGUCGUCGGCCAGAACUUCCCGUCACUGGCCCUGGGCGAGGUGGACGAGUGGGUGCGAGUGCAACGCAACACGUUGUUCAGAAUUUGGUCAGGGACACGACCCGAGACGAGGAUCCGCGCGAAGCCCUGCUCAAGCUGGCUGCAAGUGCCGACGAGAAUCCAGUUUGGACCGCGGCUUGGCGCGCAAACCAGCCAAAGCCCGUGUUUGCGCUCGCGGAGGAGGAGCAGGAGGGCGAGGAAAAGCGGUAG
Molecule: messenger RNA, 1749 nt
Organism: Trametes versicolor FP-101664 SS1
Lineage: Eukaryota; Fungi; Basidiomycota; Agaricomycetes; Polyporales; Polyporaceae
Product: transcription factor
Exons: 11
Coding region: 1-1749 (582 amino acids)
Biological process (GO): regulation of DNA double-strand break processing
Cellular component (GO): site of double-strand break; nucleus
Molecular function (GO): protein binding
Source: RefSeq, a predicted model, not a curated record